This is a messenger RNA of Drosophila sulfurigaster albostrigata, 676 nucleotides long. RefSeq lists its product as uncharacterized. The record is from RefSeq and is a predicted model, not a curated record. The coding region runs from base 101 to 676 and encodes 191 amino acids. Lineage: Eukaryota; Metazoa; Arthropoda; Insecta; Diptera; Drosophilidae. The transcript has 2 exons.
UGUCAAAUAUUUAAUAAGCCGCUAGUCAUUGCUAGCAUUGUCGUCGAGUGUGAAGCAGCUUUUUAAGUGCGCAUGUUUUUUCAUUUUUAAUUCUGCAAAAAUGCCUAAAGAAUCUCCCCCGAAGCCGAAAACCUUAUUUAUCGAAAGGUGUAUAAAGGGCCAACCAUAUGUCUCCCGCUAUGGCCAAGAAGUUGAGGCUAGACUCCUGGUAACGUACAAGAAGGGACAUGCCGUUGACACUCCUGAAGAAAACUUUGAGUCGGAGAUUCCUUCGGGAAGCAAUCGUUGCAGCAAGUGCCUUCUACCCACAUAUAUGUGCUGUAACUUUGCGAAGAAAGUCAAGAAGGAAAGGUUUGAGGCCGCCAAUCCGAAGCCGAAGGAUGUGAAUGCUCAGACAGAUGUGGACAAGAAAGAAGGAGAGCUUCAGGAAGAGAAAAAUCUUAAGGGGGGAGAAGCAGAGCUAGAAGGAAAAGGAGUAGAAGCAAGGAAAGAAGCAAAGGAGGAGGCAACGAAGGAAGCAAGGGAGGAGCCAAAAAAUAAAGCAAAGGAGAAGGCAAGGAAGGAAGCAAUGGAAAAGGCAAAAAAGAAUACACCGAAGGAAACAAAGAAGGCAAAGAAGAAUGCAAUGAAGGUGUUUCAUACUGACAGACGGACAGGGCUAGAUCGUCUCGGCUGA